Messenger RNA from Danio aesculapii, 3360 nucleotides. Its product is annotated as serine/threonine-protein kinase SBK1. The coding region runs from base 350 to 1360 and encodes 336 amino acids. The record is from RefSeq and is a predicted model, not a curated record. Gene Ontology annotation, molecular function: ATP binding; protein serine/threonine kinase activity. Lineage: Eukaryota; Metazoa; Chordata; Actinopteri; Cypriniformes; Danionidae. The transcript is spliced from 4 exons. Gene Ontology annotation, biological process: peptidyl-serine phosphorylation; peptidyl-threonine phosphorylation.
AAAAAGAACUGAAAAGGUUAAAGGUUUUACAAGUGGUGAUUGAUUGCCUGUUGUACAAACCAUACAGAACAUACUGCCUGCUAUAUCCAAAAGGAGGGGUUAUGACAGCAAGAGCGCAUAUGAGUGAGUAUAUUAGAGGAUUGGGCUGGAGAGAGAGAGUAUUGAACUACGUAAGGCACAAGACACUCCGCAGAUGCAAAAGUAACUGUAACCAGUAAGUUGAUUUAUGACUGCUUGACCUGCUGGUGCCCAUCUGACCUGCAGCUUUCAGUGAGCAGAGUUUAUGGACAGUCUGAUCAAUAGGGAACCGCACCUCUAAAUUCCCUUUCAGCCUUCAGCAACAGCAAACAUGACAGCUGCCACAAGACUUUUGGAUGAGCUGUGCCAUUUAACAGUUCAGUCUCUAGAAACAAUGGAGCCAUUAGAUCACUUCCAAGUUAUUAAACUUCUUGGAGAGGGUUCAUAUGGCAAAGUCAUGCUAGCCGUGCACAAAAAGAGAGGAACCCCAAUGGCCCUUAAGUUUUUCCUGCGAGACUCCACCUGUCUCCUGUCAUUUCUGAGGGAGUAUAAUCUCUCUUUGGCCUUCUGCAAGCACCCCUCACUUACCUCAGCUAUGGGUAUCGCUUUCUCCACUCCCACUCACUAUGUAUUCGCCCAGCAGCCCUGCCUUUACGGUGACCUCUUUGAUGUCAUCAUUCCUGAGGUUGGUCUGAAAGAGAACCGUGCCCAGGGAGUGGCUUCUCAGAUCAGCAGUGCCCUCUCUCACCUCCAUUCCCUUGGCUUUGUCCAUCGUGAUGUCAAGCCAGAGAACAUCUUUCUAUGUGAUCGAGACUGCCGCUGGGUCAAGCUGGGUGAUUUUGGCAUGGUGAAAGCUGCAGGAAAUAGAGUCCCAUGUGUGUGGUACAGCUCCCCAUACUGCACACCUGAGGCCGAGAUAGCAAGGAAAAAGGUGGAAAGCAAUUCAGGUGACACAGGUGUGGAUGACAAUGGGAACAACCCAAAUGUGGACUUUGGCAAGACCCAAAGGAUUUUGGUGUCUGUGGAUCCCAGUACAGACAGCUGGGCCUUGGGCAUUUUAAUCUAUGCCAUGCUAAUGGGGAGCCUUCCAUGGUCUGAGACUGUUUCAGAUAACCUUGCAUAUAAAGGCUAUCUACAGUGGAGCAAAUGGGAAAGUUCUGCAUCAGAAGAUCAAUCCGAGGACCUCUAUCAGUUGGCACCACAGUUUGGGGCAUUCACUCCUCUUGUGACCUGUCUUUUUAGGUCCCUGCUCCAUCCACUCUCCAGGCUUCGUGGCAGGCCAGAUGAGGUGGAAAAGUACCUAGGAGGAGCUUGGCUACUGGAAAAGGAUGUCAGUGGGUGAUACAUCAAAGAAAGGACAAGUCUGAGAUCAGUAGAUUGUUGUUAUUGGGUCAUUCCCUCUUUAGUGUGAAGAAUGGUGAUCACUACUUAGAAGAGGCUCCAGUGGUAACACACAUGAACUCUACAGAGGAGGAGUCAAGGUUUAUAGGGAUACCAAAAACUUGGGCCUCAAUCCACAGUCCGGCAACAUUACUGCACUCCAAAACAAUGUGCAAUGAGUGUAAGGCGACACUGGAAUCUUUACCAGAAAUAUUAGAGUGGUGGCUUCACAUCGGAAGGCAUCUUAAUAACAUCUGUGUUUAUAAGACUAAAUAAAUACUGCCAGCCAUCUUCACUUUCCAAAGUCGUUUGGCAAUUUCAACAGUUCAGCUGUACCAACUUGAUAGUGCCUAAAUCAGGUCACUUAGCUGACAUCAUGAGCAGUUCUUUUUUAUUUUCAUGUGAACAUAACUUUCUAAACAACUAAUGAAUCUACUGAAAAUGAACAGCAGUGUUAUCGAAUCACACCAGUACUAUUUGGGAGUUUUAAAAAACAGCCAAAGGUUUCCAUAGUACACUUAAAAUGCCGCUUGUUCAAACUACUUAUUUAAAAUUAGCUGAAACCACACAAUUCUUUUGUUUUUUUGGGACAACUUAUUGUCUUAUUGGGACACCCACCUUGCAGGAGGUGAUUGUCUUCAGAAACAUUUUUUUUGUUGUGCUGGUUUAUAGUCUCUUUACAUUCCAAUAGUACUGAUUAAAGUAAACAAUGUAUUUAUAUCUAUUUUUAUAUUCUGGGUAAGGCAUAAAACUAAAAAAUGUUCAUCCAAUUAAAUAUAUUCGGGGCGAUAAUUCACAAAAUUCUGAUAAGUAGCCCAAACUGUCUGUCAGCAAAUGUAAAUUUAAACAACUGCGCACCCUUUCAUACAGAUCCGCCAAUGCGCAUUCACGCGGGCCACGGUCACAUGUGACAGCACUAAAAACAUGCUGAAUCAAAACUUUUUAAAAUCCUGAAUCAAUAUUGGAGUUACUUUUGCACGCUGGAGGAAGGAUGACACCAUGGCUGAAGUAUUUCUUUUAGACAGGUUAUGUUAUGUUUUAAAACUAUUUUUGUCACACAAAGCUUGUGUAGAUUUUGUUGUUAUGAAUGGGUUAUAUGCACAGAAGUGUUGUUCAGCCACUGAAAUCUUCUAGCGAAGUUUCAUUAGGACCUUUUACAUCAUCGAUAAUGUAGAUUUUUAUUUAGUUUAACAACAAAACAUUGAUAAAUAGCGCUAUUCUGCCUAGCCUGCUACUGAGGUGAACUUGGUUUUUCACAUUGGAUCAUUUUUGAACAAUGACGACCUGUGACGGGCCCCCGUGGUAAAUAGCAUGCAAGUAGGGCUUAGUAAUAACAGUAAAUCAAUAGUCACUUUGAGACAAAGUGUGUGAGGGAGUGAGACUGAGGAGUGAGAUUGAUGAGAGAGUGAUGACAAACGUGCCAGAUAUAAUACAGUUUUUUAUUCAGAAUUGUAGUAUUAUAAAGUACUAUAUGUUUUUCUAACUGGCAAAUGACAUGAUCUAGUGGGUCUCUGUCAUCUUUAUCGUGCGUGAUUUCAGGAGGCAUGGCUUUGGACGACAGUGGAGGGAUUGUAUUUGAAAGAUACUAAGCUAACCAGUUAGCAUUUAGGCAGAUCACCUACUGCACCUUUAAUGUUUUAUGUUUCAACUACUUAAAUUUGUAAAAACUAUGAAGUUAACUUAAUCGAUUUGUGUUGUGACAACAUGGAGGAAUUGUGUGGAACCCUGCACUUUUUAAAAUUUAGGAACAAAAAAAAUAAAUAAUGGAAGCCAGUGGCUGUUUUUUCCAGUAUUCUUCAGUAUAUCUCUCUUUGUGUUCAGAAGAAGAAAGAAUCUCAAGAUUUAGGAUCAAGUGAAGGGAAAAUUAUGGAAUUAAUCAAGCACAUUACCUAGUAAAUUACCAAUAAAUAAAAACUAAUAUAGUAAAAACUAAUAAAUAAAUAAAUCAUGCCUAUGAUUCAA